Sitophilus oryzae (rice weevil) is the source of this 1728-nucleotide messenger RNA. RefSeq names its product lactosylceramide 4-alpha-galactosyltransferase-like. Gene Ontology annotation, biological process: glycosphingolipid biosynthetic process. The transcript is spliced from 5 exons. Gene Ontology annotation, molecular function: alpha-1,4-N-acetylgalactosaminyltransferase activity. NCBI's taxonomy places the organism in Eukaryota, Metazoa, Arthropoda, Insecta, Coleoptera, Curculionidae. The record is from RefSeq and is a predicted model, not a curated record. The coding region runs from base 98 to 1195 and encodes 365 amino acids.
CCGAAACAGUCAUGUGUGAAUAGUGAAAUAAAACGUGGAUAUAUUUUUGCCAACAUGGAAAAUUGGAUCUGAAAUUACCUAAACCGAAAAUGAUAAAAUGAUAUCGAAAAAAUCGAUUUUCCUUCUUUUUCUGAGCUCUGUCCUUUUCACCCUGGUAUUCUUCGCUAUCUCCAUGAAAACCAUCGAAAACUCCGAUAUAGAAGAUGUCUAUCCCGCUAGAAUAGUUAUUGGUAAAGACGAGCUCUCAUGUCAUUAUAAACAAGGCAAAGAACAACUUAAAGAUAUUUCUGAUGUGGUGUUAAAUGAAAACAGAAGAAAAAUAUUCUUUUUGGAGACGUCCUGUAAGUCUUACAAUGCUAAGAGGAUUGUUAUUAGUACCAGACAGGCUUGUGCAGUGGAAAGUGCGGCUAGAAUGAAUCCAAAUAUGGAUGUCUAUGUGUUAUAUGCUUCGACAGGUGGAUUUAGGGAAGGAAAUGAAGAGUCAGACAGAUACCUGAAACUACUGAAAAGUUAUCCAAACUUGCACAUAUUGCAUUUUGACGUUCAGAGGUUUGUAAAAAACACACCAGUGGAAACUUUGUGGACUUCAGGCUUAAUGAACCAAUCCCAUUAUCCAAUGGUACAUACUAGUGACAUCUUAAGAUUGUUAGUCUUAUGGAGAUAUGGUGGAAUAUAUCUGGACCUUGAUGUUGUGGUGCUGAAAAGCCUAGAAACGUUUCCUGACAAUUUCGCUGGUGCCCAGUCCAUCGAUGUGCUGGCCAAUGGCGUAAUGGGCUUCAGUAAAGAAGGAAAGGGUCACGAAUACGUGGAAAAGUGUUUGGAAAAUGCCAUGGAAACAUUCAAUGGAAGCGACUGGGCGUACAAUGGACCACACUUGAUAACUAGAGUAUUCAAUAAGAUUUGUCCAUAUAAUUCAACGAAACUCCUAAUUCACAAAGGCCGCUGUGAAGAAUUCUACAUAUAUUCUCCUGAAAAAUUUUACCUGGUACCAUGGAAACAGUGGUACUGGUUUUUCGACAAAGAUCUGAACGAUUUGAUACAGAGAUUUGCCGAUAAAGAAAGCUAUUUGGUGCAUUUAUGGAACAAAUUGAGCUUUAACACGACAGUACCAAAAGAUGACACCGACGUGCCUUACUUGGAUCUUGCCAGGCAGUACUGUCCAGGAGUGGUGGAAGAAAUUGAUGAAUAUUUUUAAGAAAUAUACAGGAUCUUACAACAUUGCGUCGGACGUCUAUAGCCCCUAUAAUAAAGAACUUAGCAAUUUUGUAUUAUAAUUGCAGACCUGCGUAGUAAGAUGUAGGUGUAGGUAUAUCAGAAAAAUAUGUCCAAUUGUACAGGGUGUUCCUUAAUUGCAUAAUUAUAUAAAAGGAGGUGAUUCUUGGACCUAUUCUAAGAAAAAAACUUCACGAAUAAAUAUAUGCCCCAAACAUAUUAACUUUUUAGAUAUAGGGUGGUAAAAAUUUCUAUUUUUUUUUCAAAAUAUCUCUGAUGUUAUAUUUGAUACACGACUUCCAUGCAUCAAAAUACUUCUUUUGACAUACAGAAAAAAAAUUAUAUCUUAAUUUCCUUCCAGCCGAUGGAGAAAUGAUUUCCACACAACAGUCACCGCAUCAGAUUUUAAGCGAUUUGACCCUGAUAUAUAAAUAAAUAAAUAAAUAAAUGCCUUUAUUGUCGAAAAUUUUUUCAAUUUGUAGACAAAGGUAAACUAACAAACAAAGUAAAAAAAAA